This is a messenger RNA of Girardinichthys multiradiatus, 2235 nucleotides long. Its product is annotated as BTB/POZ domain-containing protein 1-like. The transcript is spliced from 8 exons. The coding region runs from base 192 to 1646 and encodes 484 amino acids. Lineage: Eukaryota; Metazoa; Chordata; Actinopteri; Cyprinodontiformes; Goodeidae. Gene Ontology annotation, molecular function: protein binding. Gene Ontology annotation, biological process: neurogenesis. Gene Ontology annotation, cellular component: P-body; cytosol. The record is from RefSeq and is a predicted model, not a curated record.
UCAAACCUAAAACGACGAAAAAGUGUUUUGGAGGAAGUGCGUCUCUUUAGCAACAGCCGAACCCGAGUAUUGGCCUUCUGCGUGAUGGACAACACGUAAAUAAAUAAAUCACCUCUGCGGUCGCUACAUUGUAUCAUUAGCACGCUGCUGUUUGUAGAAUAAAAAGUAGAAACCAACUGUCGUGGCUUGGAAUGGCCAGCGGCGGUGGAUUGGCGUCGAACCAAAGCGGUCCGGAGGCUCCUUCUAACUCGGUACAAUGCGGAGCAGCAGCGGCUUUGUGCAACAUGCCAGCCUCCGCUCCCGCGCCGUCCGCCUCUCCGCCGGGCCUCGGCCUUCAGCGGGAGCCCGUCUACAACUGGCAGGCGACGAAGAGCUCCCUGAAGGAGCGUUUCGCUUUCCUCUUCAACAACGAGCUGCUCAGCGACGUCAGGUUCAUUGUGGGGAAAGGCAGGCAGGCCCAGAGGAUACCUGCCCAUAAGUUCGUCCUGGCCGCUGGCAGCGCCGUCUUUGAUGCCAUGUUCAACGGAGGGAUGGCGACCACUUCGGCUGAAAUAGAGCUCCCUGAUGUGGAGCCAGUAGCAUUCCUGGCCCUGCUCAGGUUUCUAUAUUCAGAUGAGGUCCAUAUUGGUCCAGAGACGGUGAUGACGACUCUGUACACGGCAAAGAAAUAUGCAGUUCCAGCCCUGGAGGGUCACUGUGUGGAUUUCCUCACCAAGCAUCUCAGAGCUGACAACGCCUUUAUGCUUCUCACCCAGGCGAGGUUAUUUGAUGAACCUCAGCUUGCCACUCUCUGCUUGGACACUAUUGACAAAAGCACUGCAGACGCAAUACACGCAGAGGGCUUCACUGAUAUUGACCUUGAUACUUUGUGUGCAGUGUUGGAGCGAGACACACUCAGCAUCAGGGAGAAUCGUCUGUUCGAAGCAGUGGUCCGCUGGGCAGAGGCAGAGUGUUACAGACAACAGCUUUCCCCAACCUCGGAGAACAAGCACCAAGUUCUGGGGAAAGCGCUCCCGCUGAUCCGCUUCCCGCUCAUGACCGUUGAAGAGUUCGCAGCUGGGCCUGCCCAGUCUGGAAUAUUGUUCGAUCGGGAGGUGGUAAAUCUGUUUUUACACUUUACAGUAAACCCCAAACCACGGGUCGACUACAUUGACAGGCCUCGCUGCUGCCUCAGGGGGGAGGAGUGUAGCAUUAAUAGAUUCCAGCAGGUUGAGAGUCGGUGGGGGUACAGCGGCACCAGCGACAGAAUCAGAUUUAAUGUAAACAGAAGAAUAUCCAUCGUGGGUUUUGGCUUAUAUGGUUCGAUACAUGGACCCACUGACUAUCAGGUCAACAUACAGAUCUUGGAGAGCGACAAACGCAUCACGCGGGGCCAGAACGACACCGGUUUCAGCUGCGACGGCUCAGGAAACACUUUCCGGGUGAUGUUUAAAGAGCCUGUGGAGAUCCUGCCCAACAUCAGCUACACUGCAUGUGCCACCUUAAAGGGUCCAGACUCGCAUUACGGCACUAAAGGGUUGAAGAAAGUGACCCAGGAAUCAACAACUGGGACCAAAAUUACAUUUCUGUUUUUUAGCUCUCCUGGAAACAACAACGGCACGUCGGUAGAGGACGGGCAGAUACCCGAGAUCAUCUACUACAUAUGAACUUUACAUGUUGUCAUGCAGGUACAAAGAACCGGGGAGACCUCAGACUACUGGGAAGACUGGACUGCUAUGAAUGAAUGCAGUGCUUCGGGAUCCCCUGGUGUGUGUGUGUGUGUGUGUGUGUGUGAGAGAGAGAAUCUCUACAUACAUAAAUGUGCAACUCUGCAACAAAAAUGUUUUUUUCUUCUUUGGCCUAAGAACUUGUUUUUUUGUUGUAAGUUGUCUGAAUAGUUGUCUGAAUACGGAUGUUCUGUCCGUGUUACUGAGCUGCAGAAGUUGCACAGAUAAAACCAAGACAGCAACACAACCUUCAUCGAGGCCAACUCACUGUCUGUUUGUGCUGUUGCAUAUUUUUAAUGUGCACUGUUGUACUUUAUAAAACACGUGUCUUCAAGUACUUUUUCUCUGUGUUGUACAAAGGCUCCCUAUGCUUAAAUUUGCCAGUAGUUCAUUCUGUAACUUAUUACUCAAUGUUUACUUAGCACUUCACUAAAAUGUAAUACAGGAAAAAAAAAUGUUCUGAGACAUUCAUGGGUAAAUCAAACAGGAAUUAGUUUAUUUUUUAGCAAUAAAAUGUGCUGAGACCAAA